Brassicogethes aeneus is the source of this 1477-nucleotide messenger RNA. The record is from the annotation of a GenBank genome assembly. NCBI's taxonomy places the organism in Eukaryota, Metazoa, Arthropoda, Insecta, Coleoptera, Nitidulidae.
CAGACGUCAAAUAUUUUUGACAGCACAAACAGAAAACUAACCUCAAAAUAUAAGUAACUCGGUAACUUGAUUUCUUUAAUUUUAACAAAAUGAACAUAUUCAAUGGUAGUGCAAUUUUACUAUUAAUAUUACAUUUAUUAGUGUGUAUUGAAGCGCAUAAUAAGUAUUCAGAAAAUGCAAAUAAACCAAAAGAAGAGGACAACGCAGAUGAGGUGGUUCUGGACUUGAGGCCUUCUAGUUUAAAACAUCUUGAUAGACCGUUUAGGAUGGCCAAACUUAAUUUAUUAUGGACCAAAGCUGUAGUGAGACUAUCUGAGCCAAAACUAAGAUCACUAUUUGGUGAACUCCAACUGCACGACAAGGAAGAAAUAACGUGGAAGCAUCUAAGAGCCGAAGGCAAAGACAAAGACGGCCUCAAAGAAGCCGAAUUACGCAAAAAAUUAUUGGCCAUCAUGGCCAACUAUGAGCUAUCAGAUCAGACUGAAGAUGUACACAAUCCUGAAAAAGUCAAGCCUUACAGACCACUAAAUGAAGCUGGAGAUAAACAUAUAAACAAAAGUUUAUUUAAGGAUAAAAAAUUAAAUAAGUUGUGGCUAAAGGCUGAAAUUGCAGGAUUUACUGCUGAAGAAUUGCAGGCUUUGAAGGAAGAGUUUGAUCAUCAUCAAGAUAAGAUUGAUCAGUAUUACUCGCUUUUGGAUGAUGUGAGGGGAAAUGAAGUUAACCAUGAUGAAAACUCUGUGGACGAUGAACUGGACAAAUUCAACCAAAUAGAUCAAAAAGAGGAAGAGCCACCCAAGAAAGAUUACAUUGAUAAAGUAAACUUGCUUAGGGAAAAUAACAAACAAAUUAAAGAUGGAUAUGACCAUUUACAUGUAUUAGCAGCUAAAGGCCCUGCCAGCAGAGAAUUCGUUGAACCUAAAGUAAAUGGUUUAUGGAAAAUUGCUGUGGAAAGCAAUUUUUCACAUAGUGAACUAGAAUCACUUAGGAUUGAACUCAAGCAUUAUGAAAACCGCCUUCUAAAACUUAGGCAUAUCCAGGCUGAACACGCCCUAACCGAAGCAAAACAUAAAGGAAAAAUUCCCGCUGGCGACAAACAGUAUGCUCAUUCUGUUGUAGCUGAGACUAUAAAAAAACAAGCCAGGAAAGUGGAGAAAAUUCAUCUAGAGCUAGAAACUAGAAUUAUGCAAAAACAUAUUGAGCUAUAAAACAUAAGUAUGCUAGUAUCUAGACAUAACUUGUAUCUGAUGCCAAAAAUAACUUAAUACUUAGUUGGUUACAUGUUUCUGAAUCAUUAUUAAUGUUGUUACCAGAUGGCAAAAUGAAUUCACUAUGAAUUCACUACGAAUUCACGCGUGAAAAUUAAAUUCACGCGUGAAUUCAUAUAACGCGACAGAUGAGUCCUCAAUUGAUGCUCAAUUUGCCAUCACGCGUGAACUUUUUAUUUUUUGCGCAUGCGCUUUUAGAAUAUGGAUUUCAU